AUGGACGCAGUGCGCACGACGACGACGACGUUGCAGGUGAUAACGGCGCUAAUGGUGAUGGUGGCGUCCGGCCAGGAGGACGCCGAGAUGGAGGAUCUCGUGACGGAAAAGGAAGCCGAGGAGAGCCACCGGCAAGACAGCGUCAAUCUGCUGACCUUCAUCCUACUGCUCACUCUCACUAUCCUCACCAUAUGGCUCUUCAAGCACCGGCGUGUACGCUUCCUUCACGAAACCGGCCUGGCCAUGAUUUACGGUCUGCUGGUGGGUGUCAUCCUACGUUAUGGCAUCCCGGCCACCAGUUAUCGCAACAAGAGCCCGCCCAGCUGCACGCUGGCCAAAGGGCCCGCCAGCAGCAGCCUGCUGCUCAACGUCAGCGGCAAGUUCUUUGAGUACACGCUCAAAGGCGAGAUCGACUCACGUGACAUUCACAAUGUGGAGCAGAACGACAUGCUGCGGAAGGUUACCUUCGACCCAGAAGUUUUCUUCAACAUCUUGCUGCCUCCCAUCAUCUUCCAUGCAGGCUACAGUCUUAAGAAGAAACACUUCUUCAGGAAUUUGGGCUCCAUUCUCACUUACGCAUUCCUUGGCACCGCUGUCUCAUGUUUCGUGAUUGGGAAUCUUAUGUACGGCGUGGUCAAACUGAUGCAAGUGCUCGGACAGCUGAAUGACAAGUUUUACUACACCGACUGUCUUUUCUUCGGCGCCAUCAUCUCCGCCACCGAUCCAGUGACAGUGCUGGCCAUCUUCAAUGAAUUACACGCGGAUGGCGACCUGUACGCGCUGCUGUUCGGGGAGAGCGUCAUGAACGACGCCGUGGCUAUUGUGCUAUCAUCCUCCAUCAUGGCAUACCAGCCAAGAGGUGCUAACACGCACAUGUUUGACGCCUUGGCCUUCUUCAAAUCUGUGGGAGUCUUCCUAGGAAUUUUCAGCGGUUCCUUCAUGAUGGGCGCCGUCACUGGGGUGGUCACCGCUCUCGUGACCAAGUUCACCAAGCUACAUUGCUUCCCACUGCUGGAGACAGGCCUUUUCUUCCUCAUGUCCUGGAGCACCUUCCUGCUGGCCGAGGCCUGCGGAUUCACUGGUGUGGUCUCUGUCCUUUUCUGCGGCAUCACACAAGCUCACUAUACCUACAACAACCUCUCCGUGGAGUCCACCAAACGAACUAAGCAGCUCUUCGAGGUGCUUCACUUCCUUGCUGAGAACUUCAUCUUCUCCUACAUGGGCCUGGCCUUGUUUACCUUCCAGAACCACAUCUUCAGCCCUAUCUUCAUCGUGGGUGCUUUUAUUGCCAUCUUUUUGGGACGCGCCUUCAACAUCUACCCCCUGUCUUUCCUUCUCAACCUGGGCCGCAGGCACAAAAUCAAAGGAAACUUUCAACACAUGAUGAUGUUUGCUGGAUUACGUGGGGCGAUGGCGUUCGCCUUGGCCAUCCGUGACACGGCCACUUACGCCCGCCAGAUGAUCUUCACCACUACACUGCUCAUCGUCUUCUUCACCGUGUGGGUCUUUGGAGGCGGGACCACACCCAUGUUGUCUUGGCUGCACAUCAGGGUGGGGGUGGACCCCGAUCGAGACCUGCAGCCUUCUGCAGGCACCUUCCAAGUUCUGCUAGAGGAUGUUCCGCAGGCUGGAGGGCAGAGCAGAACCAAACAGGAGAGCGCUUGGCUCUUUAGAAUGUGGUACACUUUCGACCACAACUACCUGAAACCCAUCCUGACGCACAGUGGCCCCCCGCUCGCCACGACGCUACCCGCCUACUGCGGACCCCUAGCCAGCUGUCUGACCAGUCCACGCGCUUAUGAGAACCCAGAGCAGCAGAGGGACCCAGACGGCGAGGACGGCGACCUGUCCUUCACGUUCGGCGACGCAGCCAUCGCCACCAACGGACUGUCCGGUGACACCGGCAGCACGACGGGUCGCAAGUCCGACGGAAAACGCGGCGGCAGCUCGUCCGAGGAGCUUUUAGAGUGCGAGUCGGACUCUCGAGAGAUCCCGAGCAGGGGCACGCGAUUGGUUUUCCCCAUCCAAGAUCACAUUUGA
Molecule: messenger RNA, 2040 nt
Organism: Nerophis lumbriciformis (worm pipefish)
Lineage: Eukaryota; Metazoa; Chordata; Actinopteri; Syngnathiformes; Syngnathidae
Source: RefSeq, a predicted model, not a curated record